Xenia sp. Carnegie-2017 is the source of this 1226-nucleotide messenger RNA. Its product is annotated as 39S ribosomal protein L37, mitochondrial-like. NCBI's taxonomy places the organism in Eukaryota, Metazoa, Cnidaria, Anthozoa, Malacalcyonacea, Xeniidae. The coding region runs from base 101 to 1126 and encodes 341 amino acids. The transcript has 3 exons. The record is from RefSeq and is a predicted model, not a curated record. Gene Ontology annotation, cellular component: mitochondrion.
UUGGUGAAGGACCUACAGGACAUGGUGAGAGCAAUGGUGAAAGCAUGAAAGUGAUAGUGUCUUGCAUUGUUUGGACUUUAAUUCGUUGACAUUGCACAUUAUGCGUUUUUUAAAAUUAAGAAAUGGUAGUUUCAAGUUGUGUUAUAGUAACAUUCGACAAGGGUAUACAGCUCCCUCGCGACUUCGUCUUAAAAGAAGUGGUCGUAAAAAAAGAAAUAAAGAAUCAGGAGAAAUUCCCUACCUAUUUCAUCCGCGCGUACGAACUUUAGAACCGAUAAUCCAAGCUUUACGCAACACAAAAAGUUUGAUAAAAUAUGAAUUGCCAUUAAAAGUUACUUCAAUGGAUGAUUUUAUGUGCAAUGAAGUAUUUCCUCAAGUUAAGUCUGCUUUCUCUCAAGACACUGGAGUUAACAGUCUAAAUAUGGAAGAUUUUCUGAUGACCUACAUUAAUACUGUUUGGAAAUAUGGAAAUAGUUAUCCAGGACUUUUGAAACAAACAAUAUCUUAUCGUCCUGGCUUGAAAGUAUCCUGGAGUAGAUAUGGACAUAAUUUGCAAAUUUCUGGAAGAACUGGACUUCUGUUUUCUUCUGUGUGUGCAUUACCUAAUUUUUCUCUCUCCGAGGAAGUACAAAAAACCACUUGCAAAGAGUUAAUGGGAAAGGAUGAGCUUAUAUCACCAGUGUUUGAAUUAUCACAGAAGAUGUCAGGAAUGGAAUUUGAUACAGGAUUUUAUCAGGAUCUUUAUCCUUUCCCACAAAUGCUAGUCAUUGCUGAACAUAAUUGGAAGUUGGAUCAUCUUGUUGCUCAAGCUAUAAUGUUUUCAUUUGGACGAUUAUUUGAACGGUCAGUUUGUAAGAAUGACGCAAGCAUUGGUGACGUAUUACGGGAGCCAUUGUCAAUUCGCGCAAUAGUGCUCAAUGAACAAACCUUUUCACUAAUGUGCUAUCAGCUGAACACUCUAGAUUUUGACAACGAUGACGGGAUAAAGAAUCAACUCUGGCUUUCUAAACCAUUUUCGGCGACAAUGCAUAAAGAUUCCAAGGAAAAGUCAGAAAAUAACAACGUAGGGCUCUUGGAAAGCAGUUACAAAGAUAUUAUUUCUUUUUUUUUGUACGGUCAAGGAUAGAACUGCUAAUUAAAAACUUUGGUAUAGAAAUAUAUAAAAAACUGCUCACAAUCUCCAAAUUUUGAAUCUCCAACUAGUUAAAAGCUUUAGGUUUACACAA